GAGUUAGUAUUUGUGAGAUCUUUAAUGGAUUCAGGCCCAAUCUCAACUCUUACUGCAGAAGAGUUGCAGUUGCGUUUCCAGUCAAGUAACAUCGUUCCAGCUGUGAUUUCUGACAAAUUGUUCGCUAUAGUGAGAGGUACUUUUUCCAAACUUACGAAUCACUUACGUCUCUUUCAUGGAUUUUUCACGAGGUUGAAUGCAGGUUUAAGGUUGAAUGGAUGAAAAGUCAUCCUCCUGGAGGAGAAAAUGACUCUGUCAUCGAAGAAUAUAUGAAAGCGACCUUCGGUUAUCGACAGAAACAAAUCAGAACCAGUUUGACUGAGCCAGGUCUCGUCAUGGCGGAAUACCCUAGGUUUAAGGACUUCCAGAAUGGAUCGCUGUUUUUUUCAGAUUUCAAGCUACUCUAUCCAGAAGCUAAGGAUUUUGAUAAAUCUUUCAAAGAGAAAUACUUAAACGAAAUCUUUCUUUUGGCAAAUCGUAAAAGCGUCGAUAUCCCUCAGUCUCCUGAUGAAUGUUUCAAAGCCAUGUACGUGUUGGUUAAACUAACUCCGAGCAUCACCAAACUUCGCAAAAUUAAUUUAAAAUUAGUCUUUGAAAGAUUAAUAGUUUUCGUAAAGGAGAAUGCGGACUUGAUUUCCCUGAGCGAAACUCGAGAGGCACAUUUGAAACAACCGUUUAUCUGCUGCAUGGGCACCAUUGAAAAUCCAAUCAAUUAUUGGCUAGUAAUUGAUCGGGAAAUCGUCCCCUGUGGAAAAGAUUUCGCCGAGGUAUUUAUAAAUUUGUUUUCGUCUUUUUAUAUCCUAAAUUUAAAUUAUCCACAAUAUUUGGCAGGGUUUUAUGGUUUUUUUGAAGAAUGUGUUUUUGAAAUCAAAGUUUCCUCUCCCGCUGUUACGGCAUUCCGUGCUUCCCUUGAAUCGUUACGUACUUUAGCCAUUUAGCCUUGAGUUUUGUUUACUGAUGGCUGUUAGCAAAAUCAUUCUCCAAUGUGAUGGCGCCCGCAUUUGCGAAUGAUUUUGCCAACUCUCUCAUCGAGUUUAUAAUCCCUUACCCGUGGAAGUAAUCAUGCAUAUACAUGUUCUGGGUUAAAAGUUAUUAUUAAGAAUGUUGCAUUGGUUUUUUUAGUUGAUCAUUGUUUAGCACGUGCUUUAAUCGCUUUAAUCUGUCUUUCUUAUAUUUUGACGUGUUCUCAAUACAGAUUACUUGAGUAUUA
Messenger RNA from Daphnia magna, 1210 nucleotides. RefSeq lists its product as uncharacterized. The record is from RefSeq and is a predicted model, not a curated record. NCBI's taxonomy places the organism in Eukaryota, Metazoa, Arthropoda, Branchiopoda, Diplostraca, Daphniidae. Bases 219 to 938 code for a protein of 239 amino acids. The transcript has 6 exons.